CGUCAGUAGCUUCAUUUUCUUUCUCUCGUCCCAGGUUAGACAAAUGUGUCUUUGAUGCCGAAUGCAAACCAGUGGGGCUACGAAUUAUCGUACGAUGUUUAUAAAGAUCGAUAUAAUCAUUGUGUGAGAUAUAGAUAUUGCGCGAUGUAUCCUUUGUUUGAAACUUGGAAAGAUUCGUGUAAGGGCGAUUCGUGGAAGAUGAACGUUUAUAAUGUAAGAUGUAUACGCCCUUUUCUUCUUUUGUGUAGAUCGUUUGACUUUCCGUAUCUGCUUGUAUCACCGUCAUCCCUCCCACCACGCCACUUUGGAAGCUGCUCAGCGAAACUAAGGUGCGACGAGUCCAUUCAGUCGUCUUCUUUUCUAUCGAUAACAUGGAUCACGUUGCGUCAGGUUAUCGAUCGAUGGCAGAGAUAAUAUAGAAGUAACAGGAAUAUUAAUAUAUGGACGCAACGACGAUCAGUCUGAUGAAUUUUCAUGGAAAUCUGGUAACGUUUAAUUUAUUUUAACUAAGACAGCUGUGUAUGAACGGUUCUAUUGCCUUUUUAUUCGAGCAUGGCUAACAUUUGAUAUACAAUUUAUGUCUACUUUAAAAUAUACUUGAUACAUAUUUCAUAAUAGAUCGUUUCGUAAUUAUUUGGAAUAUUAAGAUGAAAGUAAAUACGAUUAAACAAAUCACUUUUUUUCAUUCAAAUAUAUGAAAUCAUUCUCUUAUUUCAAACGAACUUGUAACAAAUUAUUUUAUUGUUUCAACCUAAUUCAUAAUGUAGAAUUCUUGAUAAUUUAACGAUAGCUUCGUGUAGACAGUUUGAAACAUAGAAAUCUUAACAAUAAUAGCUUGAACUAUUUCGAUAGGUAUUGUAACACACUAGGUAUUGGUAUAUCGAAUUCAAAUUAUUUUUCUAUAUUACGUAAAUUUCCUAUAGUUUCCGUCAUAUAUUGCAACUUUGUAAUUUGUGUCUUUUUCAUAGAGGUGGCGCGCAAAUAGACUGAAAUACUUCAAAGCAAGGCUUCGCGCGCGUUUCUCUAGCAUUCUUUAAGCAUUCUUUUAGUUGUGAACUUUUGAAUUCUUGGAAAUAUUUUCGGAUAUUUAUAACACGCGACCGUUGUGUGUUAACUAUGUCUCGUGUUCUAAUAACGAACAUUCGUGGUAUGAUUCUCGUAAAUGAAAUGAUCGAUUCCCAGUUUCGGUUAGGACAAUAGUGGUGGUUAUAUGAAAUAUUACACUGAGAUAACGGUUUACAAUUCGCACUUUAUUCCAACAACUUUGUAGAGAAGAUAGUUGGGCUGGUGCGUAUAGAUAAGUCAAGUAGGUGACUGAUCCAAGGAUGGAAACCCGGUCAAGAGAUGUCGACUGUUCUAAAGAUGGAAAAUCAGUAAAGUUCGGUGACGAUGCUAUGGCGAAGGAAAGCUAGCGAUGGGUGUGUCUAGCGCACGGGACCAUCGGAUUUGUUGGUGACAGUUUUGACUAGGAAAGUGAGGACAAUAGUCAUUGCUUCUGAUUGGAUGAGAAAAAGGUCGGUGGGCAAGGAAAUGUUCUAACCGCCCCCGAGAGAAAGUUGCUAGCCGGAGACACCGAACAUGAGAAAAAUCAACUUUCCCGUAUCAUUCCGUAGUAGACAAUAAAUUUAAGGAACACUUGAAAUAAAAGAACUAUGAAAAUGCCAAGAUUUAUGGUGGGUCCUGAAGACUAUCGAGGGUACGCAGUAACGAUGUAGACAACUGGCUGUCAUCUUGGCCGCGGAUUGGGGCCUGAGAUAUCACAGCUUCAACUUUUCCGUCUUCUUUGGGAAUGUUCUAACAGUGGCUCAGAAGCCAAGAAUUUCCUGUCUGAUGUUAGUCUUGGCGAUGACAUUCGCUGGGAUAGCGCGGCAAUUCGAUGGCGUAACGCUUCUGUUCCUCUGCUUCUAACGCGUGAAGGUGCAGUGAGCGCACCCGUCGUCCAUGCGCUGCAACGAUAUUGCCAGCUAAGUGUGCAAGGUUUCGACAAAGGGAACGAUCCUAGGAGUCAGUUUAGGAGUAACGAGAUUGAUCAACUUGCGAUUAACUUGUCGAUCGGGUGGUGAAUCUUCGAGCCUCCUGUUACGAGUUGCACACAAGUUCGAACAAGUCUCAGGCCUAUACGAAACAUGCAACUAUAAUAAGAAGACAAUAACCCGGGAUCUGUAGCAUAAGCGUACAACUUGGUCCAGUGGCUACACACCUCGAGCAAAGCAUGCAAUAAAAGGACAACGUAUUAUCCUGGGAUAAUAUAAACGGAAAAUUU
This is a messenger RNA of Bombus impatiens (common eastern bumble bee), 2263 nucleotides long. RefSeq lists its product as uncharacterized. Lineage: Eukaryota; Metazoa; Arthropoda; Insecta; Hymenoptera; Apidae. The record is from RefSeq and is a predicted model, not a curated record.